Molecule: messenger RNA, 1269 nt
Organism: Habropoda laboriosa
Lineage: Eukaryota; Metazoa; Arthropoda; Insecta; Hymenoptera; Apidae
Exons: 5
Coding region: 1-1269 (422 amino acids)
Biological process (GO): cilium assembly
Cellular component (GO): ciliary transition zone
Source: RefSeq, a predicted model, not a curated record
AUGAGCGAAUCGAAAGAAAGAAUUUCACGACGAUGGAGUACCGCUGAAGUUUCACGAAGAAACCGAGAUUCGAGCAGUACCGAGGAAACUUCAUCGUCCACGUACAGUACGGAGCAUUCUAUACACGUAAAGAACACUAGCACCCCUCUGAGAGUUAGAAGGUCAGAUUUAGAGAAGAUCAACAGGUUUCGACGCGGUCACGAGGACACAGAAAAGGAGACGUCCUCCGAUGAGAAAGGAUCGAAAAGGUUUCGGAGACACAAAGAGCGUGUCGGCGAAGAAAAGUAUCAGCGUGAAAGGAUCGUCGCGAGGCAAACAGGAGGAAAGCACAAUCGUCGUGUAAAACGAAGACCGGACAGGCGUUCUGAAGAGUCUGAGAAUGAGAAGCAGGAGGAGACAUCUGAUUCAGGGUCGUCAGAAGAGAACUAUGGUGAAAGCGACAUGGAACGAUCGAAGAGGAAGAAACGAAAUGUUCGAGAGAAGAACGAAUUACCGAUUACCGAAAUUUUGAGGAGAUCACAAGAGAACAAGAGAACUAAGUACGAGCAUGAGACCCCGUAUCCUACGUUAAGCACGGACAAGGUUUACGUGCAACACAGAGGGGGUUUCAGUGCUAUGAAAAUAAACGAGACAAGGGAUUCUGGAGGUGAAAGGAAAGUUGAGAACGGAGGAAGUACCGCGGGUGAAAAUUCUCCGCCUAUAAGGGUGGCUAUUAUGGUUCAAGGAUUUUUGAAAAAUAUUGGAUUCGUGUGUCAGGGUUUUCUCGGUGGCAUGGCUCUCAUGCAUUUUAUAAUGAUCAACGUGUUCUUUAACACUUCUAUGGAAUUCAUCGUGAAAUACUCAGUAAUUUCCGAAAUCUACACGAGUAUCUUCUCAUUCCUGUUAAUCGUAUGCAUUGUAUCAACAUUUGAUAAAUUCGAUCUAGCCCGAUUCGAUAUUGAACACCUACGCGAGCUUUAUUUCGACUACAACCGUGCAAUGAUCGCGGUUCCAUUGUAUCUGGUAGUUUUCUGUCUGCAUCAAGCUUCCGCGAGGACAGAUAAUCAUUUAAAUAUGGUGCAUUACACAAAUUUCAACGAUAGUACGUGGGAAAACGUAACUAAGAUUUUGUUCGACGAUCUGAAUAGCUGGCAAAAGAUAUCAAUGUCGAAGGACUUACUUGCAGUGUUCGCUUGGUUGUUCGCCUCCUUCGGCACCAAAGACGACGCGUUCUUGAUGUACCUACAGUCGAUGGAAAAGUAUGCGAACGACGUGGAAUCUUCAAGAUAA